This is a messenger RNA of Triticum turgidum subsp. durum (durum wheat), 1395 nucleotides long. Lineage: Eukaryota; Viridiplantae; Streptophyta; Magnoliopsida; Poales; Poaceae. The record is from the annotation of a GenBank genome assembly.
AUGCUCGUGGCCGCGCUGAGGCACAUGCUGCGCCGCGUCCUCGCCGGCCUCCGCGCGCUGCACCCGCGCCCGCGCAGACGCCGGCAGGGCGGUGCUGGUGGUGGCGCUGGCGCUGCUGCCGGUGCCGGAGCGGCGACGGUGCCCAAGGCGCGCGUGACCGUGCGCCGGCUGGGCAGCAACGGCGGGAGCAGGAAGGCCGGCACCCCGCGCGGCGGUGCUGAUGGGUCGGCGCCGGGGGAGGGACGGCAGCCGGUGACCAUCCGCGUGGCGACGUUCAACGCGGCGCUGUUCUCCAUGGCGCCCGCGGUGGCCGCAGUCCCUGAAGCGGGAGCGGAGCGCGAGGCCGCGCGCCGGAGCGGCGCCGGCACGGGCACGGGGGGGCGGCCGCGGCCCAAGGGGAUCCUGAAGGCGCAGGCGAGCCUGCUGUCGCGGGCGCCGAGCAAGGCGCGCGUGUCCAUCAACCUGCAGGACAACGAGAUCUCCCUGGACCGGAGCGGGCGGCUGGUCGGCAGCCCGAGGGCCCGGAAGCCGCAUCAGGUGAUCGCGGGCGGGCUGGACGCGAGCCGGCGGCGGAGCGUGGAGGAGGUGCUGCGGGAGACGGGCGCCGACAUCAUCGGGCUGCAGAACGUGCGCGCCGAGGAGGAGCGCGGGAUGCGGCCGCUGUCGGAGCUGGCGGGCGCGCUGGGCAUGCGGUACGUGUUCGCCGAGAGCUGGGCGCCCGAGUACGGCAACGCCGUGCUCUCCCGCUGGCCCAUCAAGCGCUGGAAGGCGCUCCGCGUCGCCGACCAGUCCGACUUCAGGAACGUGCUGAGGGCCACGAUCGAGGUGCCGCGGGCCGGGGAGGUGAACUUCCACUGCACGCACCUGGACCACCUCGACGAGAGCUGGCGGAUGAAGCAGGUGGACGCCAUGCUCCGCUCCGUCGACGGCCCCCACAUCCUCGCCGGCGGCCUCAACGCGCUCGACGGCACCGACUACUCCGCCGACAGAUGGGCCGACAUCGUCAAGUACUACGAGGAGAUCGGCAAGCCGACGCCCAAGGUGGAGGUGAUGAAGUACCUCAAGGGGAAGCAGUACGUGGACGCCAAGGAUUUCGCCGGAGAGUGCGAGGCCGUGGUGGUCGUGGCCAAAGGCCAGGACGUGCAAGGGACGUGCAAGUACGGCACGAGGGUGGACUACAUUCUGGCGUCGCCGAACUCCCCCUACAAGUUCGUGCCGGGUUCCUACACGGUCGUCUCCUCCAAGGGGACGUCGGACCACCACAUCGUGAGGGUCGACGUCGCGAUAGUGCCGGACACCAGGGACGCGGACGAGCAGGCCGCCGGGGGCCGGAAGCAGAGGGUGGUGAAGAUGAGCAAGAAGGGGCCCAGAAAAGGGAUAUGGGCGGCUAAAUGA